GCGAAGUCGCUUCUAUCAUCUCUGUUGCUUCAGCGCCCCCUCCCUCUCCGGGUACGGUAACUCGCUCGCCUUCUUCCGUUGUGCUCCGGCCUUCGCAGUCAGUUGAGCCCGUCGGAAAGCAAACAAUUGCUCUUGCGAAGAAACGAAAUAAAGUGGAAGAGGGAGGCGAUGACGCCGUCAGCGUGCCAGAGCUCCCCGCAGCUUUGUCGGUGAUGCUGAGGAAAGCCUUGCGAACGCCCGUGCCCCCUUGAAAACUGGCAGUUCCCUUAAAGCGGCGGUCUAGUUCUGAAAUUCCUAGUGAUUUGAGUUGGUUUCCAGGGCUCCGGUUUGAACAACGGAUAUCCACGGAUCCCAGAAUGACAAUCACCUUCGAUCGAAGCAGCACCAAUGGUUUUGUCAGCCUUGACUCUUACUGCGGAGACAGCGAAGCUCUGCGCCCACGAAGCUGCAAUGCUGUGUCUCUAGAAUGGAAGAACAUCAAAUAUGAAGUGCCAGUCGAGAAACGCAAGAAAGUGCUUAUCAAUCACAUGUAUGGAAGGUGUGCUCCGGGUACGCUGACUGCGAUUAUGGGGCCCUCCGGUGCAGGGAAAACGACACUCAUGAACAUCCUGUCGGGACAUUACGACACAGGUUAUGAGGGCGAAGUGCAAGUCAACGGCUGCGUGAGGGACACAAAGCUCUUUAAUAUGCAGAGCUGCUACGUCAUGCAAGAUGAUUGCAUCCUGCCAGAGCUGACUGUACGCGAAGCCCUAAGCAUGAGUGUCCAGCUACGAACUCCAUCGAUGAGCAGCUCGACUAGACGCGGAAUAGUUGAUGACGCCGUCCACCGGUGGGGCCUGACAGAGUGCCAAAAUACAAGGGCCGGCUAUCUCUCUGGAGGCCAAAGAAAAAGACUCGCUAUAUCGCAAGAGCUUAUUAGCAACCCUCCCGUCAUCUUCCUGGACGAGCCCACCAGUGGCCUGGACAGCAGCUCGGCACUGAGGUGCAUUCUGGUGCUGCGGUCAUUAGCCGCAUGCGGGCACACCGUGUUGUGUUCGAUUCACAACCCCAGCGCAACACUGUUUUCUCAUUUUGACAAGCUGUACAUGAUCUCGGAAGGAAUGUGCAUUUACAAUGGUCCCGUCGACAAAUUACUUCCGUUUCUGGCCGCUCAGAAUCUCCACUGUCCGAUACAUCAUAAUCCAUCCGAUUUCAUUACAGAGAUAGCGUCCGGAGAGCACGGGGAGCUUAGCAAACAACUAGCAAGGUCCUUUAAACCUGGCAUCCUUAUUGACAACGGCAACAACGGCUUUGACCAUCCGCAACUUACACAGUAUGGCGGAAGAGUGAUGACAGAAGCGGAAAAGCAAAAAGAACGGGACAUGUACAAAAUAAAUGCAAGCGCUUUUCUGCAGUUCGGCGUACUCUUGAAACGGUGCUUCUAUUGCUUAAUCAGAAAUAAGGUUGCGUCACAGCUUCGCAUCUUAGCGUACUUGUUCUUUUCUGCUCUCCUAACCAUGAUGUACUACGGCAUCGGGAACAGAGCCACCCGCGUAAUGAAUAACGCCGCCAUGUUUGUCGUAGCUCUGGCAAUCAUCCUUUUCCAAUCCAUCAUGCCGACCGUAUUGAUAUUCCCUACAGAGCUCAGUGUCUUGCUGAGGGAACAUCGGAACUGUUGGUACAGUCCAAGCAUGUACUACGUCGCUAGAAUCAUCACUGAGGUGCCUUUCACGGUUGGCGGGCCCUUGAUCAUGAUGUGCAUCCUGCAUUGGUCCACCGCCCAGCCGCCGGAUUUCCAUCGCAUCGCCGCCGUCGUCCUGCUAGCCGUGCAGACAUGCGCCACGAGCCAAGCCAUCGCGCUUGUCGUCUCAGCCGCCAGCAGCAUGCAGACUGCUCUCUUCGUGGCCCUGCCGGCGGCGGCGCCAUCGUUUCUCUUCUGCGGCUACUUCGUCCAGGUGCGCCACCUGCACCCGGCCUUCGCCUGGAUCACGUACACGUCGCACGUUUACCACGCCCACCAAGGAAUACUGCAUGCCAUAUACGGGCACGGGCGCGAAGAGCUCGACUGCGACGAAGACAGUUUCUGCUUUUUGAGCGACCCGCGCGAAAUCCUGGACAAAUUGGACGCGCAGCACGCCUACCUCUCGAUCAAGUUCGCUAUACUGCUGGGCAUGGACCUUUUGCUCAAGACCAUCGCUUUCUUCGUGCUCAAGUGGCGCUUGCGACGGAAGCGAUAAUGCGGACGCUUGGACUUACCGCCUGUGUUUUU
Messenger RNA from Dermacentor silvarum, 2248 nucleotides. Its product is annotated as ATP-binding cassette sub-family G member 1-like. The transcript has 13 exons. The coding region runs from base 357 to 2216 and encodes 619 amino acids. The record is from RefSeq and is a predicted model, not a curated record. Lineage: Eukaryota; Metazoa; Arthropoda; Arachnida; Ixodida; Ixodidae. Gene Ontology annotation, cellular component: plasma membrane. Gene Ontology annotation, molecular function: ATP binding; ABC-type transporter activity; ATP hydrolysis activity.